Sarcophilus harrisii (Tasmanian devil) is the source of this 1882-nucleotide messenger RNA. Its product is annotated as general transcription factor IIF subunit 1-like. Gene Ontology annotation, biological process: positive regulation of transcription elongation by RNA polymerase II; transcription initiation at RNA polymerase II promoter. The transcript is spliced from 13 exons. Gene Ontology annotation, molecular function: RNA polymerase II general transcription initiation factor activity; TFIIF-class transcription factor complex binding; DNA binding. The record is from RefSeq and is a predicted model, not a curated record. The coding region runs from base 248 to 1834 and encodes 528 amino acids. Gene Ontology annotation, cellular component: transcription factor TFIIF complex; nucleus. NCBI's taxonomy places the organism in Eukaryota, Metazoa, Chordata, Mammalia, Dasyuromorphia, Dasyuridae.
GCGGCUCGCCGCGCGGGCCCCCGUAAGGCCGCCAACGGUUGUCAAGACGACGACGCGGAAAGUUUAGUUUCCGGGUCAAGCCGCGGCGCUUGCUGGGACUCCAGGUUCCCCGUGGCGGCUCUUCCUGGUUUGCGGGAGGGACCUGGCCGGCGUCGGAUCGCCUCGGGCUUGGGAGGGGAGAUUGGGAGCCGGCGCGCCACCAGUUUUGACCCUCCGGGCGGUCCCGCCGCGGGCCCAACUGGACAAGAUGACGAGCCUGGGCACCAGCAGCCAGACUGUGACCGAGUAUGUGGUCCGCGUUCCCAGGAACAACCUCAAGAGGUACAACAUCAUGGCGUUCAACGCGGCCGACAAAGUCAACUUCUCCACCUGGCACCAGGCCAAGAUGGAACGGGAUCUGAGCAACAAGAAGAUCUACCAGGAGGAAGAGAUGCCAGAAUCUGGGGCUGGCAGUGAGUUUAACCGGAAGCUCCGGGACGAGGCCAGGAGGAAGAAGUACGGCAUCAUUCUCAAGACCUUCAAGGCUGAAGACCAGCCCUGGCUCCUCAAAGUCAAUGGCAAAACAGGCAGGAGGUUCAAGGGGGUGAAGAAGGGCGGGGUGACAGAGAACACCUCGUACUACAUCUUCACCCAGUGCCCCGACGGGGCCUUCGAAGCCUUCCCCGUGCACAACUGGUACAACUUCACUCCGCUGGCGCGGCACCGGACGCUCACGGCCGAGGAGGCCGAGGAGGAAUGGGAAAGGAGGAACAAAGUCCUGAACCACUUCAGCAUCAUGCAGCAGCGGCGGCUGAAGGACCAGGACCACGACGAGGAUGAAGAUGAGCAUAAAGAGAAGAAGAACCGGAAGAAGCCCAGUGAGCUCCGCAUCCACGACCUGGAGGACGACCUGGAGAUGAGCUCUGAUGACAGCAAUAGCAGUGGGGAGGAGGGAGAGAAGGUCCCCAAGAGCAAGAAGAAGGCGGCUCCCUCCAGGGGGGGCAAGAAGAAGAAGAAGAAGGGCUCUGAUGAUGAGGCCUUUGAGGACAGCGAUGAUGGGGACUUUGAGGGCCAGGAGGUGGACUACAUGUCAGAUGGCUCCAGCAGCUCUGAGGAGGAGGCAGUAGGGAAAGCCAAGGUGGUCCAGCAGGAGGAGGAUGGCCCUAAAGGUAUUGAUGAGGAAAGUGAAAGCAGUGAGGAGAGUGAGGAAGAGAAGCCCCCUGAGGAGGAGGAGAAGGAGGAAGAAGAUAAGAAGGCCCCCAACCCGCAGGAGAAGAAGAGGAGGAAAGGAGACAGCAGCGAGGAGUCGGACACCUCCGAGGAGAGCGACAUCGACAACGAGGCAUCCUCGGCCCUCUUCAUGACUAAGAAGAAGACCCCCCCCAAGAGGGAGCGGAAGGCCUCGGGCAGCAGCUCCAGGGGCAACAGCCGCCCGAGCACUCCUAGCGUGGACAGCGGCAGCACGUCCUCCACCCUGCGGGCAGCCGCCAGCAAGCUGGAGCAAGGGAAGCGGCAGACGGGACCCAGUGAUACGCCUGCUGCCAAGCGCCUGAGGCUGGAUGCCGGGCCUCAGAGCAUCUCAGGGCGGGGGGGGUUGGGGCCAAGCUGGGCAGCACCUCUGUCCCCUGACCCUGACCUUUCUCCCCCCAGUGAUGUGCAGGUGACAGAGGACGCGGUCAGGCGCUACCUGACCCGAAAGCCCAUGACCACCAAGGACCUGCUGAAGAAGUUCCAGACCAAGAAGACGGGGCUCAGCAGCGACCAGACAGUCAACGUGCUGGCCCAGAUCUUGAAGCGCCUCAACCCGGAGCGCAAGAUGAUCAAUGACAAGAUGCACUUCUCUCUCAAGGAGUGAGGCGGCCGCCGGGACACAGCCGGGGCAAUAAAAGCAGUUCAGUCUUUU